This is a messenger RNA of Lycium barbarum (goji berry), 2385 nucleotides long. RefSeq lists its product as uncharacterized. The transcript is spliced from 12 exons. Lineage: Eukaryota; Viridiplantae; Streptophyta; Magnoliopsida; Solanales; Solanaceae. Bases 1 to 2385 code for a protein of 794 amino acids. The record is from RefSeq and is a predicted model, not a curated record.
AUGGUUAAGGAUGGAAGGUAUGUAGAUUAUUCAUGGGGAAAAGAAGCUUUUAACGAGUUGAUUAGAAAAAUCAGCAAGAAGUAUUCUGCCACAACACAGUAUUAUAGGAUUCAUGGGAUGCCAUUGGCUAUGCAAGUUUGGCUUUAUGAGUGUUGUUCAAGAGUUCCAUCGUAUCUCGCUAUUAAAUCCGGAAAUUUCAUUCCAAGAAUGUUGAAUUGGAGGUCCAUCGACAGUCAGCCAAAAUAUAAUAUUUUGAUGGAAGGCAUUUUUAGAGACGGUAAACAGUCAAGCUGUACAUUUGCAAAUACAAUCCCCACUAGCAGUGAGUUGGAGAGCCUCCAAUUGCCCGAUGUUGUUGUCUGUCGAGAUACAGUAGACAAAAAUGUCUUAGUUGAUGCCAGUGAAGGUACCCAAGUCACAGAUAUGCCAGUGGAUGACUUUGAUGAUUUCAGUACUACUCCCCCCACCUUUCUAAGGACAACCGUGAAGAAGAGUCACAAGGAUCAAAAGGUUGCUCAAAAGCCUAUUUUACAGAAGUCUGCUUCACCAAAGUUGAAUGAACAAAUGAAUAGACCCCAAAACAUCACAGUCCUACGUGAUGUCCCUACUAUAUCCAUGAAAGAGGAAAUGCAAUUGCUAAGGAAAGAUUUUCAAGUUUUCAAGGAAUCAGUCGUUGGUGAGUUCACAAGUGAGUUGUCAAAGCUUCGAACUUUCAUGGAUGACAACUUCAAGAAGCUAUUUGAAGCAAUCAAGGUGAACAAUUCUGCGGACAAGGCUACCGAUAGUGAGGCGCCGGAGCAUCAAACUGAUGCUGGGCUACAGUUAACGCCUGAAGAAAACUUACGUCAUGUUUCUACCAUUCAAACAUCUCCUCCCAAACAUGAUGAUGAGUCAAUUAAGGGUGUUGGACCAAAGUUACAUGAGGAAGUUCCGGAAAUUGUAGUGACCGCCGAAAAUUUAAGAGCAGAUACACGUAAAGCUUCAUCUGAAGAGAUUAAUCGGGCGGACGAAGGAUCUUUCAACUCAACAGAGGGAAUGGUCGCAGAGAUGCUCAUUGAGUUGCCUCUAGAAACUCGUGUACCAGAAGCAGGUGCGGGAAUACAAUCCGGGGACAUCACUGAUCAUUCAAUUUUAGAGACUCCACACAGGUUCGAUGAGAACAUUUCUAAGUCACAAUGGUUGAUCCCUGACGAAAUGUUACCAAGCCAAAUAGGUUCGUCAGGAUUAUCUGUGUUUCAUCAAACGGGUCACAAAGGAUUUGUUAUGCCAGUAAUGUCUGCUGAUAAAGGAAUACAACAGCCAGUGAUUAAUGCGGAAGUUGUAAUUGCUCAACCAGAUGUUAUUCCAACUAGGAUAGUCAAACCUAGUAAAUACUUCAGUUCACCUUACAUGACCAAUUACGGCUCUGCAGAAGCUUCUGUUAAAGACCCCACACCUUCCAUAUUUGAAAAGAAGCAUCCAUUUGAUGAAGAUCCAAUUAAUGGCCCGCAAAAUACUUCGCUUAUUCAACAAUACUGGAAUUGGCUUGAACAGGAUCUACUUCUAAGGCAUGAUAAAAAAAAGGGUAAGGAAAGCCGUUACAAAAAGAAUAAGCAAGCUUUGGAUCCAGAUGACAUCAAUUUUGGCUUCAAUUUUGGUGUGUUACAUGUUGAUGACAAAAACUGGUUCUAUCUCUUAUCGAUGAAUGGCCAGUCUUGGAAUGAUGAGCAUAUUGAUGUCAUUUUUUACUACUUGCGGAAGAAAGGCAAGUACGACAUGGAUGACAGAUUCAAAUUCACAACUGUUGACUGUAUGUUCUUCUCCAAAAUUGAUGAAAUUCAUCGUGCAUAUGCUAAUCCGAAGGGGACCAGUAGUGUUGCCAGUUCGGAGAACGAAAUAUGCGAGUACAUUAACGGGCAUAGGAUGCUGGCUAAUGUGCCAUGGCAUACACGUCUGUACAUCUACAACUCAUACCGAGCUGCUGGUCAUGAUGCUGUUGUUACAAGAGAAAUACACAAGAUAGCUACCCUAUUGCCACAUCAUCUACAUUUGUCUGGAUUUUAUGAGAAAAAAAAAGGCAUUGAUUGGAUUAACCACCCAUCAUACAAGGGCAAACAACAGACUGAUGACUUUCAUGUCAUGUAUGUGAACGACUUGCCACAACAAGCCUCUGGCAGCAUGGAUUGUGGUGUGUAUGUUGCCGCAUUUGCUGAAUACUUUUGUUCUGGACGAGGCGUUCCAUCUGAAAUUGAUGCAGAAACACUACGGAUUGUGGUGUGUAUGUUGCCGCAUUUUGCUGAAUGCUUUUGUUCUGGACGAGGCGUUCCAUCUGAAAUUGAUGCAGAAACACUACGUAAUAGAUACGGGGCAUUACUAUGGGAAUACGGAUGGCAAAGGCCGAUUUGA